AUGUCAGAGCAGCUGGGGAAUUUGGCAUGGAGUGGGUUUAAGUUUACGUUUGGACUGGCGAGUUUGGCACAAAUCUAUACGGUAGCGGUGUUCAAGAAUGGGGCGCUGUGGGCAAAAGACAGCGCUGCUGAGAAGCGCGAGUUGACUGGUGCACAAGAUCGAUUCUGGAGUUUAGAUCGCGAGCCGCUGCCGGGGUUUAAACACAAGUUUUUCGACACGAGCAAGGGGGUGAGGAUACAUUAUGUUGUACAUGAGGGGGAUCAGUCGUCAGAGAAAAUUAAGAAUCUCGCGAUUUUUAUACAUGGUUUCCCCGACUCCUACAUCAUAUGGCGACACCUCCUCCAAUCCCCCUCGCUACAACAAGACACCAUUCUCGUUGCCGUCGAUAUCCCCGGCUAUGGUGGCUCAGACACCCUUCCUACAUACGGAGCAAACGACAUGCUUGAAGCGAUCAGCGAAUUCAUGAUUAGCAUACGAGAGCAGUAUCUACAAGAAGGUAGCAAAACCGUAGCCGUAACACACGACUGGGGCUCCAUCAUCGGCGCCCGUCUCGCAGCAGAAGCCCACGUCCUAGCAGAUCACUGGAUCAUAACCGGCGGUAUCAUACCCGGACAUCAAGCCUCCAACAUCCACCACCGAAUCCAGCUUGCAAAACAAAUGCUACACACUUGGGUCUCCUCACCGCGCAACACACGCCUCCUCAAGAACGGCCUCAAUGCCCUCCGCCCCAUCGCCAGCCAAUUCAAACACUCCUUCUACAUCUUCAUUUUCCACCUCCCCCGCCCCUUCAGCGCUGGUUUCGCAACCUUCGGAAACUACUGGUUCCUCCGUAUCCUUCACACACUGGGUAAACCCCACCAGCCCACCUCCAAAACCCCCAAACAAAGCUCAAAAUCCGUAACGCCCGCCCCCAUGGAUCCCAUCGAAGUCGCAGAAGCAAUGGCCACGUCCACCGGCCCCAACUCACAACAACUCCGCACCAAAACCCCCGAAGGGACUUCCUACCCUCCCUCCCUACAAACCCGCCUCACAGACCGCGGCAUGUCCGAGAAAAUCAGGAUAUACCGCGAAAACCUGUUUUUCGGGCCUUGGGAGAAGAGUCUGGAAACGACGGCGGCGCUCUACAACAUCGCUUCGAACCCUAUGCAUUCCUCGAGUUCAAAUGCAGGAACACUGGCGAAUACGGCGCCAAAGGGUGCGCUGAAAGCGCCUGCAACGCUCAUGAUGGGACAGAGGGAUUUGGCGUUUGAUCAACGGCUUGCGCUGGAUGGGGCGAAGGAGUUUAUGGUUAAGGGAAGUCAGGUUGUUGUUGUCAAGGGAGCGGGUCAUUGGUUACAGCUUGAACAUACGGGACGCCGGAUUCUGGAAAAGACGCUGCAGUGGGCGCUGAGGAGUGAUACAAAGACGAGUGUGAUACCCUUUGAUUCUAUGAGCGACGUGCGGGUUCUUGAGAGGUUGUAA
Molecule: messenger RNA, 1461 nt
Organism: Bipolaris oryzae ATCC 44560
Lineage: Eukaryota; Fungi; Ascomycota; Dothideomycetes; Pleosporales; Pleosporaceae
Exons: 3
Coding region: 1-1461 (486 amino acids)
Molecular function (GO): hydrolase activity
Source: RefSeq, a predicted model, not a curated record